GAAGACAACGUGAUCGGUAGCACAGCGGACGAAUUUCAUGUUGAAGAGAGACAGAGCGAUAGAGAACAAGAGAGCGCAAGCUUUUCGUCAGUGUGUGUAGUGUGUGAGCUUGUGUGAGUGCUUGCGAAAGAGAGCAACAAGUUUGCAAGUGGAAAUUUUAACAAUGAAUUGCUGUGCAAUAUAUUAAAAAAUCAAAAGACUAAAAACAUAGUAUAAACAUAAAAACUGUGCUCAAGGCAACUGCAACUAAAGCGUCAGCAUCACAUUUAAAAUGCCAGCAAAUAACACUUGAAAUAUAUUUUUGUAUUUGUUGCUCAUAAUGAACAAAAGUGUCAAUUCGUUGUAGUAAAUACGACAAGAAAAAAUAUAAAAAAUACAUUAUAAUAAUAGUGAACGAGCGCGAGAGCGAGAUAGCUAAUGACAGCGCCCAAACUUUCGCAGCAGCAGACGUUGAUUUUUGCAGGCACACGACAAACGCUGUGAAAAGUAGCAGUUACAUAUACAGAGACAAACAAAAAAAAAAACAACAGACUUUAAUAAAAUACAGCUGCAGCUGAAACUGAAGCUGAGCUACUGCAACUACAUUGUGUCAUUAAAAAAGCGUGAAUUCUGAUUAACGUGAUUCUAACGAACGAUUCGUGCUAAAAUGGAGUAUGAGAAAAUGUUGUAUCUGACAAAUGCUGAGAUGCCGCAGUUUAAGCACAACGACAACAACGCACAGUUUCAAUCACAGACGCCGGUGGAGCAGUUUGCCUCGUAUGCCUAUGCGGAUAAUUUUGAUUUGUCGCUGCUGCCGGAGGAUACGGGCAUACCCACUACGGUUUACCAGUACAACGCGCCACAGAUUAAAAUCGAGAGCGCCUGGGAAAUUCAGGAGCAGCAGCCAACGAACAAUGCUGUCUAUGGCAGCUCCAGCAGCAAUCAGUUAAUACCGCCACCACCCGCCUAUCCGCAUAGCGCCUAUCCCUCACCUCAAUCCAGUCCGCAGCAGUCGGAGUUCGCUUCGUUUGCCUACGGCGGUUACAACAGCAGCUACGAUUGCCUGAGCAGUCCCUGUCCCUCGCUGGAUGCCAGCAGCAUUAAGCAGGAGCUGCACAUACUGCCCCCAUCGCCACCCGAGUCCAACUGCGAGACGCCCUCGCCGCGCUCCAGCUGCUCCAGCGAUAGCAUCAAGGCCGAGCCACUGGAUGCGGAGGUGGAGAGCUUCAUAGAUUUGAAUUCAUUGCUGCUGCAGCAGCACCAGCAGCAACAAGCAGACAUCAAGCCAAGUCACCAGCUGCUGCGCGAGUGCCUGGAGGACACAACGUUCCAGAAGAAGCACAAUCUGAAGCCGCUGGCACUGGAGUCCUUCAUUGGCGGUCUAGCCGAGGUGCGUGGUGACUUUGAGCCGGUCAUAUCGCUGGCGCUGGAGCAUGCCAAGCGCGAGGCGGACGCCAUAUGCGCCGAGCUGCAAAUAUCGCAGGAUCCCAAUGCUUGGACAUGUGCCCAAGUGCAUGCCUGGCUGCGCUCCACCUUGGCGCAGUUCAAACUACCCGAUGCGAAGCAUCUGGAAUUGCAAUUCCAAGAAGACGGCGCUGCGCUGGCAUUACUCAGCGAGGAGGAAUUUAUGCGUCGACUGCCCGAGAGCGGCAGCACAUUGCACGCACAGCUGGAGAUAUGGAAGAUGGCCUAUGCCGAUCAGCUGGGCAGCCAAAUGGAACCAACCGCCCAGCAGACGUCAGCCAACAACAACGAUAUAUGGCCAACAGCCUACAGCCAACAACAGCUGCCAAGUCAGAGCAAUGAGGAUAGCGAAGACGAUGAGGAUAUGGAGGCUACAACUGUCACUACAUCGCCUGCCACGCCCACUCUGACGCCCACUGUAGCAACGGCUAAGCGUUCUGGAGCUGCUCGCAAUGGCGGCGGCUCGCACAUACAUCUGUGGCAGUUUCUCAAGGAGCUGCUGGCGACGCCGCAACUGAAUGGCACCGCCAUACGCUGGAUCGAUCGCAAUAAGGGCAUCUUCAAGAUUGAGGAUUCGGUGCGCGUGGCCAAGCUGUGGGGACGCCGCAAGAAUCGACCGGCCAUGAACUACGACAAACUGUCGCGCUCCAUCAGGCAGUACUACAAGAAGGGCAUUAUGAAGAAGACGGAACGCUCGCAGCGUCUGGUCUAUCAGUUCUGCCAGCCCUAUCAUCAGUGAGUGAGGAGCAGCAGCAGCAGCAGCUGUGCGCAAGACGGCCUGGCCUGGUUGACUAGUUCUAAGCGUAUUUAUUUUUGAUUGCCGCCACCUCCUGCCCCCGUCCAAUCCCACCACAGCAGCGCCACUAAGCUCGACUAGCCGCUUUUGCUCUAGCGAGUAUUAGUGCUUGUACAGUUACAGUUAGCACCUAGUGUAGUUAUAUACAGUUAUAGGCACGAAGGUAAGUUCGUGCAUUAGUUCGACUCGCGCUUGCAGCCGAGUGGAUUAGGCUAAAGCCUGAAGCAGCUGGCGAAGGUAAGUUCGUCCAGCGGCGGCUUUAAGUUCAAACCGCAAUCAAUUUGCAAAACACACACACACACACACACACACACAUACAAUUGCAUAUGCAUAUGUUUGACUUACCGGCGACACCUUUAUUCAAAUGCUGUCCAUACACAUUGAGCGUCCUGCAAGUCCUGCUGUUGUUUUUUAAUGCAAUAGUAGCCCCAAUGGCGAACUUGCUGCAACAGCGGGGGGCACUUGCAACGUCGUGCGACAGCAGAAGGUGUUGCGGUAAUUUUAGGAACCAUAUAUCUAUGAUAUAUCAAAAGUAAGUUCUAUGAACAACAAAACGAACAAUUUAACGAAUAUUUUUAGUAACUUAGUGCAUAAGCAAAAAAGUUUAUAAUCCCCUUAAUCCUUGAAAGUUUUUUCUCUUUUUUA
Molecule: messenger RNA, 2884 nt
Organism: Drosophila busckii
Lineage: Eukaryota; Metazoa; Arthropoda; Insecta; Diptera; Drosophilidae
Gene: Ets98B
Product: DNA-binding protein D-ETS-4
Exons: 5
Coding region: 647-2182 (511 amino acids)
Biological process (GO): cell differentiation; regulation of transcription by RNA polymerase II
Cellular component (GO): nucleus
Molecular function (GO): sequence-specific DNA binding; DNA-binding transcription factor activity, RNA polymerase II-specific
Source: RefSeq, a predicted model, not a curated record